AUGAUUCGCAGCAAUUUCAAAUCCGGAAACAAGAAGAGUCUUGCGAGCGAUGAGUUUUCAAGCUCUGAUGAGGAAAAUCUACAUUCAGAAAGCCAAAAAACCCAGAUAUCUACACAUGUUGAAUCCAGGAAAGGCAGAACUUGCCAUGAUAACGAAUUCUCAAGCUCUGAUGGCGAAGAAAAUUUGCACGAGCUACAAAGUCAUCAGAGCCAAAAACACGAUUUUCAUGCUAAAUCGGAUAAAGGCGAUAAAGAAUUUUACGGCGAUAACGAAUUUUCAAGCUCUGGUGAGGAAAAUCUGCAUUCCGAAAAGAAAAAAAUCCAGAAACACACGUUUAAUGAAUCCAGGAAAGACAAAACAUGCGAUGAUGACGAGUUUUCAAGCUCCGAUGGUGAGGAAGAUUCACGUGUACCAGAAGUUCACCUGGGCCAGAAUGGGACUUAUACUGAAUCUGAUGAAGGCGAAAUACACGGCGGUGACGAGUUUUCGAACUCUUGUGAGGAAAAUCUUAAUUCCGAAAACAAAAAAAUCCAAAAACAUAUGCAUAAUGAAUCAAGGAAAGAAAAAACAUGCGGUGAUGACGAAUUUUCAAGCUCCGAUGGUGAAGAAGAUUCACAUGUACCAGGACUUCAACUUGCUGUAUUCGAUAAAGGCAAAACAUGCAGCGAUGACGAAUUUUCAAGCUCCGGUGAUGAAGGGAACUCAAAGUUUUUGGGUAAUUACCAAGGCCUGGAACAUGUUGGAUUUGGUGGAGGUGAAAUUGAGGAAUUGGACGAGUUUUCAAACUCGGACGAUGGUGAUGAAGGGAAUUCGAAGCCUUUAGAAAGUCGGCAAGAUUCGGAAUACGGCGAUAUUGGAUUCGAUGGAGGCGAAAUUGAGGAAUUGCACGAGUUUUCAGCCUCAGAAAACGAAGAGGACCGAGGGUCACCAAAAAUACCUCAAGGCCAAAAACGUACUCAUUUCGAGUCUAGCAACAAGCAGGAUAUCCAUAUGGAUUCAAGCUCAAAGGUAAUCUUUUUAUUUUACCAAUCCGGGAUCUGUUGGAUUCAUUUUUCGCAGUUGUUUUGCCCGUACUAG
Molecule: messenger RNA, 1077 nt
Organism: Gongylonema pulchrum
Lineage: Eukaryota; Metazoa; Nematoda; Chromadorea; Rhabditida; Gongylonematidae
Source: the annotation of a GenBank genome assembly